Asparagus officinalis (garden asparagus) is the source of this 703-nucleotide messenger RNA. RefSeq names its product biogenesis of lysosome-related organelles complex 1 subunit 1. The transcript has 3 exons. NCBI's taxonomy places the organism in Eukaryota, Viridiplantae, Streptophyta, Magnoliopsida, Asparagales, Asparagaceae. Gene Ontology annotation, cellular component: BLOC-1 complex. Gene Ontology annotation, biological process: endosomal transport. Bases 52 to 447 code for a protein of 131 amino acids. The record is from RefSeq and is a predicted model, not a curated record.
CAACUAAGUCUCGGCUGGGAUCUCUCUCUCAAUGUUGGGUUCUGGUUUGCAAUGGAAAGGACUAGCGGCGAUGUGGGCAGUCUCGAAUCAUCGCUGCUUCAAAUCGUUCACGAUCACCAACAGAGAUCUUCUGGAAUCAGAGAACGAACUGACAAAGCGAAGAAGGAUGCUCUAAGAACUGCUGUUCGUGUGUCUGAACUUCUUGUGGACAGUGUUAACGGAGGAGUGGAAGAAGUAUUUAUUAACGAGAAACGUAUUGAGCUUGAGAUACGUGCAUUAAUUACUACAAUUGUUCGCUACAAGAAGCAGAUGAAUCAAUGGCUUGCUGCUUCUCAUGCAAUGAACUCUGUUUUAAAGGAGAUUGGAGACUUUGAGAACUGGAUGAAGAUCAUGGACUUCGAUUGCAAAAACAUCAACACUGCGAUUCGAAAUAUCUAUCAGUUGUGACUGCGUUGUCGUUGCGUUACCUUAUAUAAAAUUUCUCCAGGCACGGUUUUGUACCAAAUAAUCUUAUUAUGUAUAUACAGAUGAAUCGUCAGCAGCGUAUAUUGUGUCUCAGGGGGCUAAUUGCAGUACAGGUAAACUAUUGACCCUACAAAGUGAAAAUUUAAAGCGUGUUUGGAUUGCAGAAGUAUACAUCUUCUCUAUUUUAGCUUUAUGUAGUCUAAACAAUUAACGCUUUUAGUUUAAUGACUUCUGUGUU